GAGAUGACAAGGAUAUCAUAUAUCAAAUGUCUUACUAUAUAGAUUGACUUUAUUACUGGGUCUGGGUUAACUGUAGAGAGAGAUUGAAUGUUGAGGCUUUUGGGUUUUGAAAGUUGUUUGAAAAUUCUAUAAAAAGGGGAUCAAAUUGGAUCUCAUAAACACCGAUCAAGAGUUUAUCAAUCCCAAUGGGGAAUUCAAAAAAUGCUGUGACAUCUUUCUUAGCUCCAUUCCCUUCCAUUAUUUUCUAUCUGACAUUCCUUCACCAUUUAAAAACUGAAACUUCAUCUCUUUCUGCUCUCUGGUUAUGGUGCUCAAAUCACCCAAUUAUAUUAGCAAACAUAUUUUUCUUCUUCAAUGUUAACAUCCUCUUCUGGGUUAUUGGUACUAUUCAAUCUAGUCACUGGAUGAUAGACUUGUACUGGACAGUAAUUCCUGUAUUGCUUGUUCACUACUAUGGAACUCAUCCAUAUGGUUUCUCAAAUCAAUGGAGAUCAACUAUUGUGAUUUUGUUAACUUGGAUUUGGAGUAUUAGACUUACUCACAGUUACUUUAGAAGAGAGAAAUGGCAGUGGGGUGCUAAAGAGGAUUGGAGGUUCUGUGAUAUGAGACCACAGUAUGGUAAACAUUGGUGGUGGGCAUCAUUUUUUGCAGUCUAUGUCUCUCAGCAGGUCUUUCUCAUAGGAAUUUGCCUUCCAAUGUAUGCCAUUCAUUCGGUUGAGAAAACAUGGGGCAUGUGGGAUGUACUAGCUACAUUAGUAUGUCUUUCGGGAAUUGUUAUUGCAUACAAUGCAGAUACACAGCUCAACGAAUUUGUAACUAGAAACAAUACACUUCAACAACUUGGGUCACCUGCCAUUCCCACCCUUGAAACGGGAUUGUGGCGAUACUCACGACAUCCGAAUUACUUUGGCGAACAGUUAUGGUGGUGGGGGUUAGCAUUGUUCGGGUGGAACGUAGGUCAUGGUUGGACUUUCGUGGGUGCUCUUGUAAAUACUUUAACCUUGGCAUAUGUAACGAUACUUGUAGAAAGAAGGAUGCUGAAACAAGAAAAAAGAGCUAAUGCUUAUAAGAUGUAUCAGAAGACAACGUCGGUCUGGAUACCUUGGUUUAAGCUUUCUCCUACGGAAGCUACAAAAGAUAAGACUACUUGACAUGAUCACUUUGCUUUGUAUUGUCUUUUGAAGUAAGCGAGUACUCUUUUCUGCGAAAGAAUUUGUUUUGGUUAUGUUCCCUGCCUUUGUAGAAUCUCUCCCUUCUCAUGUAAUUUGAAGAUAUUUGUCAAUGAAAACAAUCUUACAAAUUUGGUUUUCCAGUUUA
Papaver somniferum (opium poppy) is the source of this 1317-nucleotide messenger RNA. RefSeq lists its product as uncharacterized. Lineage: Eukaryota; Viridiplantae; Streptophyta; Magnoliopsida; Ranunculales; Papaveraceae. The record is from RefSeq and is a predicted model, not a curated record. Gene Ontology annotation, molecular function: oxidoreductase activity, acting on the CH-CH group of donors. Gene Ontology annotation, biological process: lipid metabolic process. Gene Ontology annotation, cellular component: membrane. The transcript is spliced from 3 exons. The coding region runs from base 186 to 1151 and encodes 321 amino acids.